This is a messenger RNA of Gymnodraco acuticeps, 7888 nucleotides long. RefSeq names its product low-density lipoprotein receptor-related protein 1-like. Bases 140 to 6208 code for a protein of 2022 amino acids. The record is from RefSeq and is a predicted model, not a curated record. NCBI's taxonomy places the organism in Eukaryota, Metazoa, Chordata, Actinopteri, Perciformes, Bathydraconidae. The transcript is spliced from 45 exons. Gene Ontology annotation, molecular function: calcium ion binding; protein binding.
UUGUGCAUUGACACAUGAUCAAAUACAAAGUACAUUUUUCUGUUUAUUUCUCACAGCCCUUAACACUACAUGUAACAACCUUGAUGAGUUUGAGUGUGGAAAUGGAGAUUGUAUUAACUACACGCUGACUUGUGAUGGCAUGGCCCACUGCAAAGACAAGUCUGAUGAGAAACAGUCCUACCUGUGCCAACCGGGUGUGCAAGAAGGGUUACAGACGCUGUGUAAACAGCCGCUGUGUGGGGCACAGCUCCUGUGCAACGGGCAGGACGACUGCGGGGACAAUUCUGACGAAGUCUUCUGUAACGCCACACUGUGCACAGUUGAUCAAGUUCAGUGCAGAAGUGGAGGCUGCAUCUCCAACUCCAGCAAGUGUAACCAGAAAGUGGACUGUGAAGAUGCCAGUGAUGAGAUGAACUGCACUGCUACGGACUGCUCCAGCUACUUCCAUCUUGGAGUGAAGGGAGUGACAUUUCAGAAGUGCGAGUUCACCACACUCUGCUAUGCCUCUUCAUGGAUGUGUGACGGAGCUAAUGACUGUGGAGACUUCUCAGAUGAAAGGAAUUGCCCAGGGAGCAGGAAAACCAAGUGUCCAAUGCAUUUCUUCACAUGUCCUAGUGGACGUUGUAUCCCUUUGAGCUGGACCUGCGAUAAGGAGAAUGACUGUGAGAACGGUGCAGACGAGGCUAACUGUGAUAAGUUCUGCUCAGCCACUCAGUUUGAGUGUGGGAACCAUCGCUGCAUUCCCAACCGCUGGGUGUGUGAUGGAGCCGACGACUGUGGAGACAGCAGUGACGAGGACAGCAAGUGCAAAACCAAAACCUGCAGUCCUGAGGCGUUCCAAUGUCCUGGAUCACACAUGUGUAUCCCUCAGCGUUGGAAGUGUGACGGAGACAAAGACUGUCCUGAUGGGGCUGACGAGAGCGUGAAAGCCGGAUGUGUGUUCAACGACACGUGCAGCAGCAACGAGUUCAUGUGCCAGAACCGACAGUGUAUCCCCAAGCACUUUGUGUGCGACCAUGACAACGACUGCAGCGAUGGCUCAGAUGAGUCCCAGGAGUGUGAAUAUCCGACAUGUAGACCCAGCGAGUUCCGCUGUGCCAACGGACGCUGCCUCAUCCAGAGUUCAUGGGAGUGUGACGGAGACUUUGACUGCCAUGACCACUCUGAUGAAGCCCCCAAGAACCCACACUGCAACGGCCCAGAGAAGAAAUGCAACGACACUGGAUACGCUUGCAACAAUGGGAACUGUAUCAAUGAGACAUUGCUCUGUGACCAUAAGGACGACUGUGGCGAUGGCUCCGAUGAGCUGAACUGUUUCGUUAACGAGUGCCUGAACAGCAAACUGAGCGGCUGCUCCCAGCUCUGUGAAGACCUUAAAAUAGGCUUUAAGUGUAGAUGCCAUCCUGGCUUCCGUCUGAAAGAUGACGGGAAGACUUGUGUCGACAUAGAUGAGUGCACAACCACCUAUCCCUGCACGCAGCGCUGCAUCAACACACACGGCAGCUUCCACUGUCUGUGUGUGGAGGGUUUCCAGCUUAGCCCUGAAAACCCCACCAUAUGCAAAUCCACCUCUGAUGAAGAACCCUUCCUGAUAUUUGCCAACCGCUACUAUCUGAGGAGGCUCAAUUUAGACGGCUCCAACUACACACUUCUCAAACAGGGCUUGAACAAUGCUGUGGCUCUGGAUUUCGACGUUCGCGAGGAGAGGAUUUAUUGGACAGAUGUGACCACCCAGGGCAGCAUGAUCCGGCGCAUGCACAUCAACGGCAGUGACGUACAGGUCCUUCAUCGCACAUCGCUAAGUAACCCAGACGGUCUGGCAGUGGAUUGGGUCGGGGGAAACCUGUACUGGUGUGAUAAGGGACGGGACACAAUUGAGGUGUCAAAGCUGAACGGAGCGUACCGGACAGUUCUGGUCAACAGCGGCCUGAGAGAGCCCCGCGCUGUGGCUGUGGACGUGCGCUAUGGGUACCUGUACUGGUCAGACUGGGGAGACACGCCCCACAUAGGAAGGAUCGGGAUGGAUGGCUCUAACAGGAGUGCCAUUAUAGAGGAUAAGAUCACAUGGCCCAAUGGCCUCACACUGGACUUUAUUAAUGACCGCAUCUACUGGGCUGAUGCUCGGGAGGACUACAUCGCAUUUGCCAGUCUGGAUGGGUCCAACAGACACACAGUUCUAGUUCAGGAUAUUCCCCACAUCUUUGCUAUGACUCUUUUUGAGGAGUACAUCUACUGGACAGACUGGGAGACAAAGUCCAUCAACAGAUGUCAUAAAACUCUGGGAAUCAACAAGACCGUCCUGAUCAGUACCUUACACAGACCGAUGGACGUCCACAUUUACCACCCGUACCGCCAGCCUGAAGUGGUCGGCCACCCCUGCCAAGAUAACAAUGGAGGCUGCAGUAACCUGUGUCUGCUCUCACCUGGAGGGGGCUACAAGUGUGCCUGCCCCACCAACUUUUACCUAGCAGCCGAUGGCAAACAGUGCUUGUCUAACUGCACCGCAAGUCAGUUUGUUUGCAAAAAUGACAAGUGCAUUCCCUUCUGGUGGAAGUGUGACACUGAGGAUGACUGCGGGGACCGCUCAGACGAGCCUGCAGACUGCCCUGAGUUUAAAUGCCGACCGGGCCAGUUCCAGUGUGGGACGGGCAUCUGCACCAACCCGGCCUACAUCUGUGACGGGGACAAUGACUGCCAAGAUAACUCUGAUGAGGCCAAUUGCGACAUCCAUGUGUGCCUGCCAAGUCAGUUUAAAUGUACCCACCCCAGUCGCUGCAUCCCGGGCAUCUUCCGUUGCAACGGACAGGACAACUGUGGAGAGGGAGAGGAUGAGAAGGACUGUCCGGAAGUGACGUGUGCCCCCAACCAGUUCCAGUGUGCCAUCACCAAGCGCUGUAUCCCACGGGUGUGGGUGUGUGACAGGGACAAUGACUGCGUGGACGGAUCUGAUGAGCCUGCCAACUGCACUCAGAUGACAUGUGGUGUGGAUGAGUUCCGCUGUAAGGACUCGGGGCGCUGCAUCCCGGCCCGCUGGAAGUGUGACGGAGAGGAUGACUGUGGAGACGCCUCGGAUGAACCCAAAGAAGAGUGUGAUGAGCGUACAUGUGAGCCAUACCAGUUCCGCUGUAAAAACAACCGCUGUGUGCCUGGCCGGUGGCAAUGCGACUACGACAACGACUGUGGGGACAACUCUGAUGAAGACAAGUGUGUGCCUCGUAAGUGUUCGGAAAGCGAGUUCUCAUGCACAAAUGGCCGCUGCAUUGCCGGCCGCUGGAAGUGUGAUGGAGACCACGACUGUGCUGACGGUUCAGAUGAGAAUGGCUGUGAUGUGAAGUGUGACAGUGAUCAGUUCCAGUGCAAAAAUGGCCAUUGCAUAGCCAUCCGCUGGCGCUGCGAUGCUGAUGUUGACUGUUUGGAUGGCAGCGAUGAGGAGAAAUGUGACACUGGAGUGGGUAGACACUGCCCCCUGGACGAGUUCCAGUGCAACAACACCCUUUGUAAACCCCUGGGCUGGAAGUGUGACGGCGAGGACGACUGUGGAGACAACUCAGAUGAGAAUCCAGAGGAGUGUGUUAAAUUCCAGUGCCCCCCAAGAAGGCAGUUCCGCUGUCAUAACGAUCGCGUGUGUCUACCUUUAUCAAAACGCUGUGAUACUGUCAACAACUGUGGGGACAACAGCGAUGAAGUCAACUGCCCAUCGACUCCUUCCAGACCAGUGUGUCAGAAAGAUGAGUUCCAGUGCUCUAGUGGUCUCUGCAUCAGCUCUGUCCUGCGCUGCAACUACUUCAAUGACUGCGAGGACUAUGGUUCUGAUGAAAUCAACUGCAAUAAGAAAGACACGGUGCUGAAUGACUGCCGCAGUAACAGGACAGUGUGUGGAGAUGGAGAUGAAGCUCAUUGCGUGGUGAACGGCACCGACUCUUUCUGCACCUGCAAACCAGGCUUCCAGUCCAAUGGACGUAACCGCUGUGAAGAUAAGAACGAGUGCAAGCAGUUUGGUGUGUGUUCCCACAUCUGCAACAACACUAAGGGUUCCCACAAGUGUAUCUGCCACAAACACUUUGCCAGAAUCAAUGACACCUGCAAGGCUGAUGCUCCGAGACAAGUGCUCUACAUCGCUGACGACAGCGAGAUCCGCAGCCUGGACCCUUCCAUGCCAAACUGGCGCUAUGAGCAGGUCUUCCAGGGCGAUGCCAACGUGCGCAUUGAUGCCAUGGACCUGCAUAUCAAGUCAAACCGCAUUUACUGGACAAACUGGCACACAGGACGGAUUUCCUCCUAUGAUUUGCCUUCUUCCUCCUCCUCCCCAAAUAGCAACCGUAACCGACGCCAAAGUGAGUCGAGGGUCACAAACGUGGAGAUCCCGGAUCUGAAGAUGCCCCGUGGCAUUGCUGUGGACUGGGUGGCAGGGAACUUAUACUGGACUGACUCUGGCAGAGACGUCAUCGAGGUGGCCCAGAUAAGUGGAGGACGCCACCGCAAAACGCUCAUCUCCGGCAUGAUCGAUGAGCCUUACGCCAUUGUGGUCGACCCCCAGAGAGGGAAAAUGUACUGGGCCGACUGGGGGAAUCAUCCCAAGAUUGAAACGGCUGCAAUGGACGGAACAAUGAGGGAGACGCUGGUGGAAGAAAACAUCCAGUGGCCAACUGGUCUAGCGGUGGACUACUUCAACGAACGUCUGUUCUGGGCUGAUGCUAAACUCUCGUUGAUCUGCAGUGUGAGGCUGAAUGGCAGCGAUGUUGUUGUGGCUGUAAACGGCAAUAAGAACAUGCUCCAUCACCCCUUCAGCAUCGAUAUCUUUGAGGACUACAUCUAUGGCGUCACCUACAUCAACAACUACGUCUUCAGAGUGAAUAAGUUUGGCAAAGGCCCCAUUGAGAACCUGACAACUGGAAUGAACCACGCCACAGAUAUAGCUUUGUACCACCGCUACAAGCAACCUGAGGUGCCUAAUCCCUGCGACAGGAAGAAAUGUGAAUGGCUGUGUCUGCUGAGCCCCAGCGGACCAGUCUGCAUCUGUCCCAACGGACGCACACUGGACAACGGCACAUGUGUGGAGCUGCCCACUCCCACCCUGUCUCCUAUCUCUCCUCCUAGUGGCCCCUGCUUGGUCCAGUGUCUGAACGGUGGCAGCUGUACCCUGAAUGCCCACAAGCAGCCCAAAUGUCGCUGCCAGCCUAACUAUGGAGGAGAAAGAUGUGAGAUAGACCAGUGCAGGGACUUCUGCAAGAAUGGAGGCACAUGCACACCUUCCCAUACAGGUUCUCCUACAUGUCGGUGCCUGAAAGGCUUUACAGGGCCAAACUGUAACCUGCACACCUGUAGGGAUUACUGCAACAAUGGAGGCAACUGUACAGUUAGUGCCGGAAACCAGCCGACCUGCAGCUGCCCAACUGACUUCCUGGGUGACCAGUGCCAGUACAGAAGCUGUGAGGGCCACUGCCUGAACAAAGGCACAUGUCUUCAGAGUGAAAGUGGCUCCAAAUUGUGCCGCUGUCUGCCUCAGUACAGUGGCAGCACAUGUGAGGUGGACAGGUGUCACUAUUGUCGCGACGGUGAUUGUAUCCCCAGCAACGGGUUUACAUCUACAGGAGACUUCACGUGCCGCUGCACAGAUGGAAGAGUCCAGCCCAGCUGUUACACAUGUGAUACAAAUGAGUACUGUGCUAAUGGACAGUGCUCUAUAAACACCAUCACACGCCUACCAGAGUGCAGAUGUUCACCUGGGUGGGCGGGGCAUCGCUGUGAGUCCAUAUCCAGCAGUGACAGUUCCUCAGGUUCAGGUGGACGCACAGCCUCCAUAGUGAUACCCGUGCUGCUGCUGUUGCUACUGAUUCUGCUGGCUGCAGGAGCGUUGUUCUGGUAUAGAAGAAGGAUGAGAGGGUCUAGUCGGCUCAGCAAAACCGGCUCCAGACGCUUGCGGGCUAAGGGCUUCCAGCACCAAAGGAUGACAAACGGAGCAAUGAAUGUUGAAAUUGGAAACCCCGCCUACAAGAUCUACGAGGGCGAGCCAGAAGACGAUGCUGGGGAGCUGCUAGACGCAGACUUCACGCUGGACCCAGACAAGCCCACCAACUUCACAAACCCAGUAUAUGCCACUCUGUACAUGGGAGCACACAACAGCCGCAACUCUCUGGCCAGCACAGACGAGAAGAAGGAGUUGCUAUCACGUGGAGAUGAGGAGCCCCUUGUGGACCCCCUGACAUAAACUGUCCAUUGGCCUGGAUCACGCUAUUCCAAACAAACCCAUCUUCUUACCUUUUAAAGAAAAACAAAACAAAACAAAAAAAUCGAUAAAAAGUGUGAGAGAAAAUUGACAAAAAGUGUGAACACUGUAUACAAUGUACAAAAAUGAAGGACUACUUUUGUAUGUGAUUGCAGUAUUAUAUUUUGUUCUUUUGAGAUUCCUCUGGUCAAAAAUGAAUAACAUUUUCUAUGAGAGAUUUUUAAUUUACACUUUGUCCCUUACCCUUUACCUAAAUAGCCACUACCUCUGUGCAAAAUGAAAUGGAAACAAGAAAAUCAGAAGAAAAGAUGCUAUCAUUGGAGCAAUUUUAAUUUUUUAUUUUUGUAUGAAUUGUAUAGAAAAGAAAAAACAUUGUUCCAUGUCACCAGUGCCAACUGUUUGUCGUUUGUGUUGACUUUGAGUGGGAAAGGCAAAACUCAAAGUUCUCUAAAUCGGUACAUAUGUUGUCUUGCUAGAGUUUUUUAGCAAGAUUGUGUGAGACAGAUUUGUGAUAGCACCGUUUGUGUAUAGCACAUGUAAAAUGUCAAUACCAGAUGGCAACUACAGUGUUUCCACAUAUUUUCUUCUCUGAGAACAAUGUCCAUGAAAUGAUUGUCUUCCUUGCACAGAAUCCAUAUGCUACGGUAUAGCGUAUACUGUUGGCUUUAAGAUGUAAAACAGGUAUGUUUGUUUUUAUCACAUUUUAUGUCAGCUAGAGCUCAUGUGUUGCUAUAGCGCGAGAUCGAGAGGCGUUUGGUGUGUGCUUAUGGAGAUGGACAGUGAGGAAGUUGGUAAUGGUUUGAACAUUCCAGACAAUGGUGGGUGGAGAUUACAGAUGUAAAGGGGUGGUAUGAAUGAAGGCCUUCUUGGGUGGGCAGUUUGCUGUGCUUAUGACAGGGGGGCCUUAGCAGAAACAAGACUGAUGGACUGUGUCAUUUCUGCACCAUUUAGUUGUGUCACAAGGCUCUUUAAAAGGAAAGGGAGACUGCAAUUAUGGUAAAAUCGAGAUGGGUCUUGUUUGUCUUUGUAUUUCUCCAGUCCAUUUUUUCUUUGGUGUGAAGACUAGAUGACAUCAAUCUGGCUAGUUGAUUUAUCUUUUUACCUUUAGAGGAUCAAGGUCUGUAGGUUCACAGCUUUUGUAAUGACUCAGUUUUAAGUGCAUUGUGUUCAUUUGGUCUUUCUAAUCUCUCACUCCUCUGUGCCCUGCUGCUGCUAAUGCUACCAUUCUGGUCGCUCUGACACGUCCUUACGCUCAGCCUGUCUCAAAAUGCUGCUUACUGUCAGCCAUAUCUUAAUGCAUGUGGAAAGUAACACCAAUCUUUAAUGUAAUUACAAUAACAACCUUUUACUUUGCUUACCUGUCAGCAAGUGAUAUUUUAUGCUGUUGUAUAUGUUUUGCCUUUAAUUGAGAGAGAAGUACAAUCAUUUUACCUAAAGAACAUUUUUGCAAAAUCAUACAUGCAUUUUCAGAAUGUUUUUGAUUAGUCCUUGUUUGUUUUUUUAAUGAAAAAUGACACAUAGCUUUUAUAGUACACAAUGCAUGGAGGCUCAGACUUUCUUCUGGAAAGAGAAUAAUGUUUAAUUUUUGUUGGAGUACUUUACAAACUAAAUAACAGAUAUUGUUAUAAAUAAAAAAAUAAAAAUUGUACAGAAAACAAGCAA